This is a messenger RNA of Drosophila santomea, 1714 nucleotides long. RefSeq names its product fatty acyl-CoA reductase wat. Gene Ontology annotation, molecular function: alcohol-forming very long-chain fatty acyl-CoA reductase (NADP+) activity. The transcript is spliced from 5 exons. The record is from RefSeq and is a predicted model, not a curated record. Lineage: Eukaryota; Metazoa; Arthropoda; Insecta; Diptera; Drosophilidae. Gene Ontology annotation, cellular component: peroxisome. Gene Ontology annotation, biological process: long-chain fatty-acyl-CoA metabolic process. The coding region runs from base 55 to 1638 and encodes 527 amino acids.
GCACUGCUCAUUUGUGUAGGCGAGCCGACGGAACCAAUAUCAUUUCAGUCCAAAAUGGAAUCCGACAUUUUACGCUUUUACAGAAACAAAUCGGUUUUUGUAACCGGAGGCACUGGAUUUCUGGGAAAAGUGAUCGUUGAAAAACUGUUGCGUUCAACUGACGUAAGAAGGGUAUACCUGUUAAUAAGGCCCAAAAAGAAUGAAACCGUGGAGGGACGAUUUCAGGCCUGGAAGGAUGAGCCGGUUUUCGAGAUUCUGCUCAAGGCUAAACCGGAGGCCCUGAAGCUGGUAACACCCAUUUCAGGAGACUGCAGCGAACCCGGUCUGGGUCUCAGCGAUGGAGAUCGCAGGAUAGUGACCACCGAUGUGCAGGUGAUCAUCCACAGUGCCGCCUCCAUUCGCUUCGUUGAGCCGCUCCACAGGGCGCUCAACAUCAAUACACGUGCCACGCGCCUAUUAAUUCAGCUGGCCAAGGAGAUGAAGGGCUUAGAAGCCUUCGUGCACAUCUCCACGGCCUUCUCCAACUGCCCCUCGCAGCACAUUGAGGAGCGUUUCUAUCCGGAGCACCUAUCGUGCCCGGCGGCCAAGGUGCUCGAAUUCAACGAGACUUUGAGCGCAGAUCUGGUGGACAACAUGGCUCCGGCUCUGAUGGGCAAGUUCCCGAACACCUAUACAUACACCAAGGCACUGGCCGAGCAGGUGAUCCAGAUGGAGGCCCAGGACCUGCCUAUCUGCAUUUUUCGUCCUGCGAUAAUCUUGGCAAAUUUCAAGGAGCCUAUGUCCGGAUGGAUUGACAACCUUCACGGAAUCGUCGCCUUGAUAUACGGCAAUGCCCACGGGAUACUUCGCCUCUUAUAUGUCAAUCCUAAGGCCGAUGCUUUAAUAGUUCCCGGCGACUAUUGUGCCAACGUGGCACUGGCUUCCGCAUGGCAGGUGGCAAAUCAUUCGGAAACGCCAACGUCCUCUCAGUUGGCGGCAAAGAAGCCGCCACCCAUUUAUACCCUUGCCACCACCAAGUCAAAUUCCAUCACCUUCGGGGAAGCGGUCAAGUUGGGCAUCGAUCACAACCAUAAGAUUCCGGUGACCAAAACGAUUUGGUAUCCCUUUGCCCACUUUACCACCUGCCCGUGGCUGUUCAAGCUGGGCUGCAUAUUUUAUCACCUGAUUCCUGGUUUCUUCUUUGAUCUCCUCCUGCGCAUUCAGGGUAAAAAGCCCAUUCUGAUGAGGAGUUAUCAGAAGAUCCACGAAGCACUGUUGUUGCUCUUUCCCUUUAAUGGCAUCUCGUACGUGAUGGAUAUGAGGAAUACCAAUCAGCUAUGGGAUUCCAUGUCGCCGGAGGACAGAAGCAUAUUUCCCUUCGACAUGGCCACUCUCAACUGGGAGGAGUACUACAAGCGCAUCUUGUCCGGCAUGCGGGUGUUCCUCUUCAAGGAAUCCUGGGACACCUUGGAAUACGCUAAAAAGCGAUUAUUCAGGUUUUAUCUGUUGCAUCGAUUCCUUCAACUUGUACUGUGCCUGGCUUUCGCAAAGUUUUUAUGGAUCCUGUACAGCUUAAUUGUUAAUUAUUACUUUAAGAGCAUUGAGGUUAACCUGCCGUCUCCGGUGGUUCAUCUUUCAAGUAUUGAAUCCAAUAUUUGAUGGUCCUUUUUUGAUCGAUAUAUUACGGUGUUUAUUGUUUCAAUUACCAAAAAUACAGUUAUAUAUACGAACUUGA